CACAACUUUCAUGCUAAAUCAAUUCAUUUUACUUGCAUAUAGAUCUUAGGUGACAACAUGCAAUUGACACAAGUAAUAUACAAAUUUACAUAUACAUCGAUCCAAAUGCCCCCAACAUUGCUGCAUUUCCAAUGGCAUAAAAAUCAUGUUCCCAAGUACGGAUUUCAGGAACUAUGCUGUCCACAUUGAUGUCAUCUUUAGCCAAGGAAUGGAAAGUACUUCCAUAUUCUUUUGCUCGGUCAAGAAUGUUGCUCCUCUC
This is a messenger RNA of Linum tenue, 259 nucleotides long. NCBI's taxonomy places the organism in Eukaryota, Viridiplantae, Streptophyta, Magnoliopsida, Malpighiales, Linaceae. The record is from the annotation of a GenBank genome assembly.